UGCACAUAAAAGGAAAAAUAAUAAUAUGGGCUCCUCUUCUUUUUCUCCUUUGUAACGUGUCCUUUUUUCAAUUGCAAUACACUACGUUAUAUGACACGGGUGUGAGUGUCAAAUAAGGGUAUGUAAGCAACACUGAUUUGUUUAAUUUUGCAUAUGCUUUUCCAUAUAUUUGAAGGCUCGGCUAAUAUCCCCAAACAAUGUCCAGUGAUAUGUCAAACACAAGUGUCAGACACAAGUAUUUCAAGAAAAGAAAAAUGAAAGAGUCGGCGAAACAUAGACAAUUGAUGCAGAUUUAUAAUCAUUGGCCGACAAAUAUCAAGGAUUGGUGCAUAAGCAGACAGCUGUGGUGGGGACACCGCAUACCUGUUUGGUACAUUGUUGGAAAAGACUGUGAAGAGGAAUAUAUAGUUGCUAGGAGUGCUGAGGAAGCUCUUAGGAAGGCUUGUGAUAAAUAUGGAAAAGACGUAGAAGUUUAUCAGGAUCCAGAUGUUCUUGACACUUGGUUCUCAAGGUUGGUUAUUCAAUUUUAUACUCCUUAAUUAUGAUAUCAUCAUUUUAGGACGGAAAGUCAUUCUUUACCUAGAGUUUCUCCCUCUUGUUUGGUACAUAAUUAGCCUUCUUCUCUAACUGAUUGGAUGGGAUGAUAUUAUAUUACAAGCUAGAGUUCACAACCAGUCUAUGUCAAUUCUAUUUUUGAUGUCCCUUUGGUUUUAUUUUCUUAUUAAGUCGUGUUUAUGUUAGGGGAUCUGAUUAGGAUACUGAUUUUGUUGGGAUUUGGUUCUAAUUUUUAUUUCCUGAAAUUAUCUUAUUAGUUUAAAUAAAACUUUCCUAAUAAAUUAGGAUAUUCUGAUGUCAUAUUUUUAUUUUCCGUAUUAGAAUAAGGAAGUAGGCAACUCCUUUGGAGUUCCACAACCAUAGGCAAAAAUAUAGCCAAACUUCUGUAGCAACUGCUAGCAGGGCUUCUCCUCCUCAUACCAAUAAUCCUAACCUUGCAGCCUCUUUGGAUUUUUAAUUAUGAAAAAUAUUUGCUUAACUAAAUUUAAGAGCGUUUUUAUAAGCUUUUAUUAGAUUUAAAUUAAAUAUAAAUAUCACUGACUCACUGUACAAAUACAAUAAAUAUCUAAUAUUCCAAUUAGUACUGCAAGCAAGAAGACAACAAAUAUUAUAAAAACAAAAAUGAAAGCAUCAAGUUAUUUAAAAUCAACUAUUAAGAAUCACUAUCGAAACAUUAAUUACAAUACAUACAAAAACAAAACGUUCGGGGUAGAAUUCAACAAAACCACUUGAAAAAUCACUAUCCAAAACCCUAAUUAUAUAUAAUAAAAAAAAACAAAGUAGAAUUCAUCAAAACUACUUCCUACUUCAACAACUCGAAACUGAAUGCAGACUUUACCAUUAGCCGGCUGCGCUGAAUAAAACCCUAGGGGAAAAGGAAAAAAUUGUAAAAGCAAAAAGCAGAAGUAUAAAAGGAGCGGGUUUGGUUUUAUGAGCCACUUGCAUGCCAAAAAUGCUACUGAGUUAUGGUUGAGUAGUAACGGGUUUGCUCUUACUUGAAAAAAGAAAAAGGAAUACAAAUUUAAUUUUGCUCUUACUUGAAAUAGAUUGACGGGUGGUGACGGGUGGACCGAUGGUGACUACCUGACUGGUGAACGAUGAUGGUGGACCGGUGGUGACAGCCUGACUGGUGAACGACGAUGGUGGUGGCCAGUGGGUGUUGGAUUGGAGAAGGCAAAGUUAUUUUGUUAGAGUUAGGGAUUUAGAAAUUAGCUGUUAGUUUAGGGAUUAGAAAUUGGAGGCAGUUGGAGAGGAAAAGAAAACUAACGGUACGCAAUUAGGCAUCUGAUUCGGGUUGGAUAUAAUAUUUGAUGUUUAUACAUUAUUUUAUAAACAAAGAAAGAAACCACAACAAAGCCCACAACUUUUAUAGGUGCUCUCCUCUGCUGAUGAAAGUUGGAAAAGUGUGGGCCAUUAAACCAAGUUGCCAACUUCUCAAAUAAGUAAAGCCUCAUAGCAUAGCAAGAUAUUGCCAUCAAUCUUUUUGCACUAAUAAACCACUUGGUUGAUAGAAAACAUUAUUCACAUUCAUGAGGACCAAUUUUCAUUAUUCG
Messenger RNA from Gossypium arboreum, 2108 nucleotides. RefSeq names its product valine--tRNA ligase, chloroplastic/mitochondrial 2-like. The transcript is spliced from 2 exons. The coding region runs from base 198 to 539 and encodes 113 amino acids. Gene Ontology annotation, molecular function: valine-tRNA ligase activity; ATP binding. The record is from RefSeq and is a predicted model, not a curated record. Gene Ontology annotation, biological process: valyl-tRNA aminoacylation. Gene Ontology annotation, cellular component: cytosol. NCBI's taxonomy places the organism in Eukaryota, Viridiplantae, Streptophyta, Magnoliopsida, Malvales, Malvaceae.